This is a messenger RNA of Hypoxylon trugodes, 921 nucleotides long. RefSeq lists its product as uncharacterized. The transcript is spliced from 2 exons. Gene Ontology annotation, molecular function: rRNA primary transcript binding. Gene Ontology annotation, cellular component: ribonuclease MRP complex. NCBI's taxonomy places the organism in Eukaryota, Fungi, Ascomycota, Sordariomycetes, Xylariales, Hypoxylaceae. Gene Ontology annotation, biological process: maturation of 5.8S rRNA from tricistronic rRNA transcript (SSU-rRNA, 5.8S rRNA, LSU-rRNA); nuclear-transcribed mRNA catabolic process, RNase MRP-dependent. Bases 1 to 921 code for a protein of 306 amino acids. The record is from RefSeq and is a predicted model, not a curated record.
AUGAAACCACUUCCUCUAUCGCAAAGCAGCGGCGCUACUACCGCCACCACCACCAACCACAGCAUCACCAACAGCAGCAAUGAAUACGAAGAAGCGCUAGACCAGCUGCAACCACUACAACCGAUCCUCCAAGGCUUCAACCAUCGCAACCGGAACCAGCACCGGCGCGCAGCAUGGUGGGCCUCCUUCGGGAUGCUACGGCGACACGUCGACCGGCUAGUCUAUGAACUCCUUGACUUCGUAUCUGCCUCUCUCAGAACUAAAAGCAAUAGUGGCAGCAAGAAGCGCAAACAUGAUGAAGGCGGCCGUGAGAGCAAGAUUUUGCAAAAGAUAAAAGGCGAUGAGGAAAGAUUACGCGGUCACGUGGAGUGGUUGAGGGAUGUGUUGGUACCGAAGUGUUAUUUAGCAUUUUCGCAGCUAGCAGCAGAUAAUCAAUUUGCGACGCUCGGCGUUGUGCUGCUGGGCGCGCUGGCCCAGGUAAACGCCGCCUGCACAAGAGUUGUGGGUGAAACGGCUGCUGAGGAGGAAAACGCUGCAUCCACCACUGUGCGUGAGCCUAGCGCCACCGCACCAGUGAAGGAACUCAGCAAUUCAAGUGGUACAGAACCAUCCAACCGGCAAGGAGGUGCAGUGAUAUCACGGGAUGCGGUAGAGAAGUUGCGACGGAAGAACGCUGUAUCAGAAGAGAAGAAAGCUCAACUUCCAUCCGACACUAGAUCCGAUACCACAAAAAAGACGAAAGAUCACGACGAUGACGCCAUAUCUACCGGAAAGCAGCGUGGUGUAACCACGAAAACCAAGGCUAAGGAUGCGGAUAACGCACCUAGCAGCGAGGAAAAAGUAAAACCACCCAAGAAGAAAAAGAAGACCAAAAAGGGUGGCGGCGAUGAAUUCGAUGCCCUAUUCAAGGGUCUAUUCUAA